CUCCUCCCUGAGAGCUUACCUGCAACAUUGGAUAUGCAUACCUUGGGGGAGAAGAUGGGAAAAUAUUCAUGUAAAUUAACUAAAACGUUCUAAAGCUUGCAUUUACAGGUACGACAGGCCUACCGGGAAGACAAAACCCAGCCUAGAGGUGACUACCCCACGAGUGAGCCUGGAGAUUUUGUCCUGAUCAAGAAUUGGGAUCCAGGGAAACUCAGGCCUCGGUGGAGAGGACCACACUCACCAUGACUGAUUCUGAAUAUUUCACAACAACCAAGAAAGGAGAAAUCUUUGAACUCAAAGCAGAACUCAACAGUGACAAGCAGGAGAAAAAGAAAGAAGCAGUGAAAGAAAGUGAUUACAUCAAUUACCGGUGGCAAAAAUGUCAGUGCCCUCUUUCCUGAUGUCGUAAACUCUAUGCAGACAAGACAAUUUGGAGUUGAAGAAGCUGGUGUACCUCUGUCUAAUGAACUAUGCAAACAGCCAACCAGAUAUGGCAAUUAUGGCUGUCAACACUUUUGUUAAGGACUGUGGAGAUCCCAAUCCAUUUAUCGGAGUGCUAGCCGUGAGAACAACAGGCUGCACCCGUGUGCAUAAAAUUACUGAGUAUUUGUGUGAGCCCCUGCGGAAAAUGUCUAAACGAUGAAGAUCCUUAUGUACGAAAAACUGCUGCUGUCUGUGAAGCCACGCUACAUGACAUCAAUGCACAGCUGGUAGAAGAUCAGGGAUUUCUGGACACUCUAAAGGAUCUGAUAUCUGACUCUAAUCCAAUGGUCGUUGCAAAUGCUGUGGCUGCUCUGUUGGAGAUCGCAGAACCUCAUCCAAACAGUAACUUGUUAAAUCUCAAUUUUCAGACAAUCAACAAGCUUUUAACAGGCUUAAAUGAAUGUACUGAAUGGGGCCAGAUAUUUAUCCUUGAUUGUUUGGCCAAUUGUAGCCCAAAGGAUGACCGAGAAACUCAAGGCAUCUGUGAGCCUGUGACGCCACGUUUAUCUCACGCCAACUCAGCUGUUGGCCUGUUGCCUGUAAAGGUUCUGAUGAAAUUCAUGGAAAUGCUUUCAAAGGACUUGGAUUACUAUGGCACUUUGUUGAAGAAACUGGCUCCCCCACUGGUAACGCUGUUGUCUGCAGAACCAGAACUCCAAUACGUUGCCCUCCGGAACAUCAACCUCAUUGUACAGAAAAGUUCUGAGAUUCUUAAGCACAAAAUGAAGGUUUUCUUUGUAAAGAUAUAUGUGAAACUGGAAAAACUGGAUAUUGUGAUUCGACUGGCUUCUCAAGCCAACAUUGCACAGGUUUUGGCAGAAUUGAAGGAGUAUGCCACUGAAGUAGAUGUUGACUUUGUAUAAAAAGCUGUGCGUGCAAUUGGAUGAUGUGCAAUCAAAGUUGAGCAAUGAGCAGAAUGCUGCGUGAGUACGCUACUUGACCUCAUUCAGACAAAACUACGUCGUUCAAGAAGCUAUUGUAGUAAUAAAGGACAUUUUCUGUAAAUACCCAAACAAGUAUGAAAGUGUUAUUGCAACACUUUGUGAAAAUCUGGACUCACUGGAUGAACCAGAAGCAAGAGCAGCGAUGAUACGGAUAGUUGGAGAGUAUGUCGAAAGAACUGACAAUGCUGAUGAGCUAUUAGAGAGCUUCCUGGAAGAAUUCCAUGAAGAGAGCACAUGGGUUCAACUUUUGACUGCUAUUGUGAAACUAUUUUUUUUUUUAAAAAUGACUGAGACACAAGAGCUGGUGCAGCAAGUUCUAAGCUUAGCGACACAGGAUUCUGACAACCUUGACUUGAAAGACUGUGGCUAUAUAUACUGGCGUCUACGUUCUAGAGAUCCAGUGGCAGCAAAAGAAGUUGUAUUGGCAGAUAAACCUCUAAUUGCAGAAGAAACUGAUCUUAUUGAGCCAAUGCUCCCUGAAGAAUUAAUCUUCCAUAUUGGAACAUUGGCCCCUGUGUACCAUAAGCCACCCAGUGCAUUUGUGGAGGGGCACUCUUGGAGGAUACAUCGAACAGACUGCAAAAGUGAUACUGAAGGAACUGAGCAGAAGGACUCUCUUGGAUUAAAGGAAAAUGUGUUGAUUGAUAGUGGUGUUUAUGCAUGUCAGAAGUCUGAUUGUAUUAACUUUGAUUAUUAUCUGUACCCUAUGUGCUUGUGGCCAUGUAUUGUAUCAUGUUGUAGAAG
Messenger RNA from Mobula hypostoma (lesser devil ray), 2171 nucleotides. RefSeq names its product AP-1 complex subunit beta-1-like. Lineage: Eukaryota; Metazoa; Chordata; Chondrichthyes; Myliobatiformes; Myliobatidae. The coding region runs from base 768 to 1346 and encodes 192 amino acids. The transcript has a single exon. Gene Ontology annotation, biological process: vesicle-mediated transport; intracellular protein transport. Gene Ontology annotation, cellular component: membrane coat. The record is from RefSeq and is a predicted model, not a curated record.